Messenger RNA from Fonsecaea multimorphosa CBS 102226, 1005 nucleotides. RefSeq lists its product as uncharacterized. The coding region runs from base 1 to 1005 and encodes 334 amino acids. Gene Ontology annotation, molecular function: oxidoreductase activity, acting on the CH-OH group of donors, NAD or NADP as acceptor. NCBI's taxonomy places the organism in Eukaryota, Fungi, Ascomycota, Eurotiomycetes, Chaetothyriales, Herpotrichiellaceae. The record is from RefSeq and is a predicted model, not a curated record. The transcript has a single exon.
AUGAGAGUUCUCUUGACAGGCGGUUCCGGCUUUAUCGCCGCCCAUUGCGUCGACUACCUGCUUCAGCAUGGCCACUCCGUCGUCUUCACCGUACGAUCACCGGAAAAGGGCCAAAAGAUCUUGAGGAAUCAGCCUGGUCAACCAAAGGACAAACUCAGCUACGUGAUCGUCGGCGACAUCGCGCAAGAAAACGCCUUCGACGAGGCCGUCAAAUCAGAUCCGCCCUUCGAAGGCGUCCUGCACACCGCGUCGCCAUUCCACUUCAAUGUCACGGAUCCCAAGAAAGAUCUGUUGGAUCCUGCCAUCAUUGGCACCACUGGAAUUCUCAAGGCUGUCAAGAAAUAUGCACCUACUGUCAAGCGAGUAGUCAUCACCAGUUCCUUUGCAGCAAUCAUCAACCCCAAGUCGCACGAGAAGGUCUACAGCGAGAAGAGCUGGAACCCGGUCACCGAGGAGGAAGCCACCAAGGAUCCCGCAACUACAUACCGCGCGUCAAAGACGUUCGCUGAGCGGGCGGCGUGGGAGUUUGUCGAGAAAGAAAAGCCCAACUUUGACAUCGCGACCAUCAAUCCACCCCUCGUCCUUGGUCCGGUUGUGCACUACCUCAACUCCCUCGAGACUAUCAACACUUCCAACGAACGGAUCAGAAACAUGAUCCAAGGCCGGACGAAGGAUACCGGUCUCCCUCCUACAGGCGCCUAUCUCUGGAUCGACGUUCGGGACGUUGCACUCGCUCACGUCAAAGCCCUGGAAAUCCCCGAAGCGGGCGGCAAACGCUUCUUCACCACAGCGGGCCUCUACUCCAACGCCGACAUCGCACAUAUCAUCAAGCAACACUUCCCAGAUCUGGCUAGCAAGCUCCCAGACAAGCUUGUGAGUGACAUGCCGUCAGAUAUCUAUCAGUACGACAACUCGAGAUCGAAGGAAAUCCUGGGGUUGAAGUACCGAAGUUUGGAGGACAGUGUUAUCGACACUGUCAAGUCCUUACUCGCAGUCGGUGCUUAG